Messenger RNA from Gallus gallus (chicken), 3626 nucleotides. RefSeq names its product synaptotagmin 2 (gene SYT2). Gene Ontology annotation, molecular function: syntaxin binding; calcium-dependent phospholipid binding; phosphatidylserine binding. The transcript has 9 exons. Gene Ontology annotation, cellular component: synaptic vesicle membrane; axon; dense core granule. Gene Ontology annotation, biological process: calcium ion-regulated exocytosis of neurotransmitter; cellular response to calcium ion; regulation of calcium ion-dependent exocytosis. The record is from RefSeq and is a predicted model, not a curated record. Lineage: Eukaryota; Metazoa; Chordata; Aves; Galliformes; Phasianidae. Bases 107 to 1354 code for a protein of 415 amino acids.
ACGCGAGCCCGGAGGGGCCGGUGCUGCCGCAGCGCCCGCGCCCGUCCCGCACCGGUCCCGCACCGCACCGCACUCCACCGCAGCGCACGGGUUCUCCAGUCCCACCAUGACAUUCAAGCAAGCGUCCAUGAUGGCCCCGGAGGCCACGGCCACCACGAUGCCCAUGGCCACCAUGGAGAACUCCACUGAGGCCGCGGGGACGGGAGAGAGCAAGGAGGACAUGUUUGCCGAUCUGAGGGAGAAGUUCAUGAAUGAGCUCAACAAGAUCCCCUUGCCACCCUGGGCCCUCAUUGCCAUCGCGGUGGUUGCUGGCCUCCUCCUUCUCACCUGCUGCUUCUGCAUCUGCAAGAAGUGCUGCUGCAAGAAGAAGAAGAACAAGAAGGAGAAAGGCAAAGGCAUGAAGAAUGCCAUGAACAUGAAGGACAUGAAGUCGGGCAACCAGGACGAUGACGACGCAGAGACAGGACUGACAGAGGGGGAAGGUGAAGAAGAGGAGAAGGAGCCAGAGAACUUGGGCAAGCUGCAGUUCUCCCUGGAUUAUGACUUCCAGGCAAACCAGUUGACAGUGGGGAUCCUCCAAGCAGCUGAAUUGCCAGCUUUGGACAUGGGGGGCACCUCGGACCCCUACGUCAAGGUGUUCCUGCUCCCCGACAAGAAGAAGAAGUAUGAGACAAAGGUGCAGAAGAAGACGCUCAACCCUGCCUUCAACGAGACCUUCACCUUCAAGGUCCCUUACCAGGAGCUGGGUGGGAAGACGCUGGUGAUGGCCAUCUAUGACUUCGAUCGCUUCUCCAAGCACGACAUCAUUGGUGAGGUGAAGGUGCCCAUGAACACGGUGGAUCUGGGCCAACCCAUCGAGGAGUGGCGGGACCUGCAGAGCGGUGAGAAGGAGGAGCCAGAGAAGCUCGGGGACAUCUGCAUCUCCCUCCGCUAUGUGCCCACGGCCGGCAAGCUCACCGUCUGCAUCCUGGAGGCCAAGAACCUGAAGAAGAUGGAUGUUGGGGGCCUCUCAGAUCCCUAUGUGAAGAUCCACCUGCUGCAGAACGGGAAGAGGUUGAAGAAGAAGAAGACCACAGUUAAGAAGAAGACCUUAAACCCUUACUUCAACGAGUCCUUCAGCUUUGAGAUCCCCUUUGAGCAGAUACAGAAAGUGCAGGUGGUCAUCACGGUGCUGGACUACGACAAGCUGGGCAAGAACGAGGCCAUCGGCAAGAUCUUCACGGGCUUCAACUCCACGGGCACGGAGCUGCGGCACUGGUCUGACAUGCUGGCCAACCCGCGGCGGCCCAUCGCCCAGUGGCACUCACUGAAGCCAGAGGAAGAAGUGGACGCAGCUCUCGGGAAGAACAAAUAGAAGAUCUGCAUCCGGCGCGGCGGACAUUCAAAGCGACCCAGAGCUACCGAUACCUCAUUGCGCAACCUUUGGUUUGGUUUUCUGUUGUCGUCGUCGUUCUGUUUCAAGCUGAAAUACCCUUUGACGGCUGUGGAAGGGUUUCCAGACGGUCCCAAUAGCUUCCAGGGGAAGAGGUUAAAGACUCGGGUGGUUCUUUUCAUUCUCCAGCAUCGCUCCCUCUGGCUGCAUGCCCUGUCCCCUCCGCCCCCCAUCCCUCCCCGGUGUCGCAUCACCGACCCACGGCCGCACCGCCUCCGUUCUGCCCAUGGGGACCGCCGAGCAUCGCUGCAUGGAGGUGCCACCGGAGCGGGACGACCGCACUCACUGUGCUUGCUUGGGGCGCCGGCACCAGCGCCGACAUCCGCGACCUCCGCGGGAGCCCUGGCUGCCUCCCCGCCGCUGCUGUGCCUCCCGUGGGGUGAGAAUGCAGCACUGGGCUGCUCCAGCUUUGGCUGCUGCUGGGGAGAGGUGCGCAGGGACGGCGGAGCUGUGCUGCAGGAGUUGGGGGACGCAGGAGGAGCGCACGGAUGGAGCGCUUGGAGGAGAUGCACCUCGGGGAUGCAGCGUGGGCCACCACUGUGGUGUCAGCAGAGGCUGAGCCACGGAGCUCUGCGUUUCCCAUCGUGCCUGGAGCUGCUGUUUGCCUCCUGACGACACUGUGUAGAAACCCAUCGCUCCGGAUGCUUCCCUGCAGCUGCUUCACAUGGAGAGGUGUCUGAGUGCUGGAGGAGCUGCAGUGGGGCCCAUUGCCAUCCCCACAGCUGAGCCCCAUCGUGGGCUCCCAGCACAGCCCAGGUGGGGCUCCGGCAACUCCGGCCCUAUGGCCUCUACCCACCACUGGGGGACCCCGGGAGCCGACUGCUGUCCCACCCACCCCUUCCCAGUCCUGCUGGGUGGAAUAAGCCAUAUUCCUGUUGCUGGCAGCGGCACUGGUUGGGUAAGAACUCUGGGCUCUCUGGAUCCAAUCCCCUGAGCUGGGAAGCUGAUGGCCCUGCCCAGUUCAGCCCGGUCCUUACUGGGGCACAGUGUGUCCCUGUGUCCCCGUGCAGCUCUCCCCAGCAGCUUCGUGCUUGCUGCUCUGCUUUGCUUUCCUGCACCCCAGGUCUUGUGCCAAAGGUCCUGGUGGGAGGAGCUCCUUGGAACGUCCUCAGCACGCGGAGUUUGGCACUGUUAGGCUAUGAAAGGAGGCAUUUGGAAGAGAAGGCUUGCAGCAGAGAAGCAGAGCUUCGGGAUGCAGUGGGGAAGCCCCAGGCACUGGGAUGCUGCUGGCAGUCUACACCUGGUGUCUCCAUGCCAGCACCCCAUGCCCAGGGAUGAUGUGCCAAAGCUGAGCUCCCUCUGAGGCCAUUGGAUGCUUCAUCCUGGGGGGCACUGCCCCUCCCCAUCCAUUCCAACUGGAGGCAGAGGAACUCGGUGGUGAGGGACAGUGCAGCUCGGGGGGUGCAGCCCCUGCCCCAGGGGGGGACACCUCCGUCCUCAGCAUGGUUCAGGGUUCUGAUAGCCACGGCCCUGGUGUGCUGGGGGGGAGCGCCCUGCCCUGAGCUGGGGGUGGGACUGGAGACCCCAAACCGCUGUCCCACAGCUGGGCUCCACGUGCUGGGGCUGGGAGCGGUGGUUCCCUGGCUUUGAUUCGUUUCUGCUCCUAAUGGAUGUGUCAGGGUGUGAACACGGCUCUGUAGUGCAGGGAGGAGAAAUCUCGGGGUGGCUUUACUGAAUGGGAGUGUGGGGCAGCAGCAGGAGCCCCCCCAGCACAGACCCAGAGCCCCGGCGUCCCAUUGGGAGCAGCAGAGGAGCGCAUGCUGCACACACACACACACACACACACACACACACACACACACACGUGCACACCCCCCCCCGUGCCCCAUGCACACCCCCCGCCCGCUCCCCAUCCCUGCUGCACUUUGCAAUUUCCAUUUGGACUCUUUAUGCCUCGGGGCGGGGGGGGAGGAAACUCUGACUUUAAUACAUGAUACGUCUUUCUUUAUUCUUAAUUUUAAUAAUAAUAAUGGUAUAAUAAACGGACAAACCACCGGCCUACAAAAGCCAUCUGCGCUGCCUCUGCCCCCCCCGCUGUGUGCCGGUAUCUGUAUGGAGGCGCCCAUUGCUGUACAUAACCACGAGCAGUGCAUGAGCCCCGCAGCAUGGCCGGCCGUGCCCGAGCAGAGCAGUGCGGGCGACGGACAAAACUCAUUGCCUGAGUGCCCCCCCGACCCCCCCCCCCCUCCAAAAA